This is a messenger RNA of Castor canadensis (American beaver), 1071 nucleotides long. NCBI's taxonomy places the organism in Eukaryota, Metazoa, Chordata, Mammalia, Rodentia, Castoridae. The record is from RefSeq and is a predicted model, not a curated record.
AUGGCCUACCAGGAACUGAGAACCUUUUCAGGGACGCAAGAGCCAGGCCGUGAGGCAGAGUCCUUCGAGAGCUGGCUGGACCAUGCCAAUGACAUGCUGUACCUGUGGCGCCACAUAUCAGAGAGGGAGAGGAGGAGGAGGCUGGUGGAGAGCUUGAGCGGCCCCGCCCUGGAUCUCAUGUGCGGGCUCCUGGAAGAACAUCCGGACACCCCUGCACAGGACUGCCUGGCCACGCUCGUGCAGGCGUUUGGGAACAAGGACACCAAGGUGUCCGCGAGGCUGAAGUUCCUGACUUGCUCCCAGCGGCCUCGGGAGACUCUCUUUGCCUACGUGAUGCGCCUGGAAGGCCUGCUGCAGAUGGCCAGGGAGAAGGGAGCGAUCCACCGAGCUAUCGCAGACCAGCUGCGAGCCCGGCAGGUGCUGAUGCGGGCCCGGCCGAACCAGAUACUCCAGAACAACCUGAGGAGGAUGCAGCUGGAGAGGAGGCUGCCUGGCUUCGUGGGGCUGCUGCGGCUUGUCCGGGAGACUGAGGUAUGGGAGGCGGCCCUGGCUAGGAAUGAGCAGUCCCGAAGAGAGGAAGGAGCCCAAGCGCACAUUGGUGGGCUGGCUGCCGCCCAGGCAGCUGAUGCUGAACCUGCCUCUGCCAUUGAUGAGACCUCCCAGGCCUCCCCUGCCAAUGAAGAUGCCGGUGAGCCUGCUCCUGACCCUGAGCACCCCGCUGAGGCUACCCCUGCUGCUGAUGCUGCCACAAAGGCAGGCGCUGGCACUGGCACGGAAGAGGCCAAGGUCUCCCCUGCCACCCAGGAAGGAGACAAUGCUUCUGCCUCUGCAGGCCUAAGCCAGGCAGGUUCCACAGAGGCUCCUGGAGGCCCCACCGCAGCCCAGAUGGGCAGGGCUUCUGAGGAAGGCCCAGGGGUGCCUGGCUGGGGGCUGGAGAGCCUCACCAGGGCAGGAGAGCAGGAGGCCACUGAGGAGCCCACACUGGAGGAGCUCCAGGCCAUCCUGGAGGAGUCGGGAAACGAGGAUGGGGCAGGGGAGAGGAGUCACUCCGAGUCCUUUCUAGGCAAAUAG